AUGAACCAUAAUUUCAUUGAAGAUUAUGAUGAAAAUUCAUGGAACCGGCCAACAAAAACAAGAGCCAAUUCCAGUAUGAAGCUUCUGUUAGAAAUAGGCACCAACGCCGCAGCAAUAACAGAACCCCAACCUACCGCUUUAUGUUUCCCACCUAUGUCUGUCAAACUAUACACUAACUAUAAUGCUGAUAUCCACUCCAUUAAAAAGAAACUCUGA
Molecule: messenger RNA, 216 nt
Organism: Lotus japonicus
Lineage: Eukaryota; Viridiplantae; Streptophyta; Magnoliopsida; Fabales; Fabaceae
Exons: 3
Coding region: 1-216 (71 amino acids)
Source: RefSeq, a predicted model, not a curated record